Hansenula anomala is the source of this 1134-nucleotide messenger RNA. It is a transcript of the gene PUS4, whose product is annotated as pseudouridine synthase PUS4. The record is from RefSeq and is a predicted model, not a curated record. The coding region runs from base 1 to 1134 and encodes 377 amino acids. Gene Ontology annotation, biological process: mRNA pseudouridine synthesis; tRNA modification. The transcript has 2 exons. NCBI's taxonomy places the organism in Eukaryota, Fungi, Ascomycota, Saccharomycetes, Phaffomycetales, Wickerhamomycetaceae. Gene Ontology annotation, cellular component: mitochondrion. Gene Ontology annotation, molecular function: pseudouridine synthase activity; RNA binding.
AUGAACGGGAUUCUCGCUAUUUCAAAGCCUCAAGGUAUCACAUCCUCCAAGUUCAUUGCACAACUUCAGCAUAUCUUUACUGAUUCACCAGUGUUUGCCAAACAAUUGGCUGAUAUUAGAGGUUCAAAGAUGCAAGCUAUCCAAGAAACUUCAGGUAAAAAGGCAUCAAGAAGACAAAUGCGUAAACAUACAAAAGUGAAGAUGGGCCAUGGUGGUACCUUGGAUCCAUUAGCUACUGGUGUUUUAGUUGUUGGUGUUGGUAAUGGUACCAAAAAAUUACAAAAUUAUCUUUCAGGAACUGUUAAAACUUAUGAAGCUGAAGCUCUUUUCGGUGCCUCAACAACAAGUGGUGAUGUUGAAGGUGAAGUUUUAACUAAAAAUGCAUCAUCUCAUAUAACAAAACAAGAUUUGGAAAAAAUACCUGAGAAAUUCAUUGGACAUUUAAAGCAAACACCACCAAUCUUUGCAGCUUUGAAAAUGGAUGGUAAACCUUUAUAUGAAUAUGCUAGACAAAAUCUACCAUUACCUAGACCAAUUGAACCAAGAGAAGUCCAAAUAUAUGAUUUAAAAAUAGAGGAUGAUUCAUUAACCAAGGAUCAUGAUUACGAGUUUAUCAAAUCAACAGAAGUGGAAGGUGAUGAUGGUGAAAUAACUAUUGAAGAAGCUUUAUCUAAAAACCCAACCUUGAAUGAUAAUAAACUAUAUUUUUCCAAAGAAUAUGCUGAAAAGCAAGGAAAUGCUGAGGAAAGCUUUGAAAUUGAAAAACCAAAACCAUCAGAUGGAUCAGAAAAAGUGGAAAAUUACAAGGCUCCAUUAUUACACUUUACAGCAUCUGUUAGCUCCGGUACCUAUAUUAGAUCAUUAAUUAGUGACAUUGGGAAAGCUGUUCAAUCAUCUGCAUACAUGGUUAAAUUGAUAAGGCUUCAACAAGCUGAAUGGGAAUUAGAGAAAAAUGUCUUUAAACUUGAAGAUUUCACUGAAAGAGACCCUGAAGUUUGGGGUCCUGUGUUGAAACAAGUUUUCGAUAAAGGUGAAGCUGAGAAGGAAUAUAAGGAGAAGAAGGCCAAACAGGAAGAGGAGGAAGAAGAAGAUGGAGAAACAUCCAAGAAGAGAACCAUAGACCAAGUAGAAUAG